AUGGGAUUACAUCAAGAGCCUAUUUCAAUUAAUCAAUAUUUAUUUGAAAAUAUAUUUUCAUCACCAUUAUCAUCAAUUAGACAUUAUAAAAUUAAUUUUGUAGAAUCAAAACAAUUCAAAUUCAUAUUUAAUUAA
This is a messenger RNA of Dictyostelium discoideum AX4, 135 nucleotides long. RefSeq lists its product as hypothetical. The transcript has a single exon. The record is from RefSeq and is a predicted model, not a curated record. The coding region runs from base 1 to 135 and encodes 44 amino acids. Lineage: Eukaryota; Evosea; Eumycetozoa; Dictyosteliales; Dictyosteliaceae.